CCUGUGCAUGCUGUUAGCAGGAGACGUUCAUUUUCUCCACAUUUUGGCAGCUGUUCCUGCGACAUAAACAGGAGGAUUUGAUUAUUAAGAGACUGUCUUACAUCCGGUGUAAUUAGAUGGUUAAUGCGAGCGACUGAUGUAAAGCAGAAACCGUUUUAUGAGCUCCUCCUCCUCCUCCCUAAAUGAUAGGGAGGCUUCAACAGCCCAGAGGAAAACAUUGAUUGCUUAAUAGAUCUGCACUUCCUUUUUGCCAAUCAAAUAAACAGCAACUGAUGGCGACCAGUGCCAAGAGACCAUCCCUGCAGGGUCCAGUGCCCCCUCCGCGCAAGAAGACCACCCCCAAACCAGAGCUGACUGAGGAGCAGAAGCAGGAGAUCAGGGAGGCCUUUGAGCUGUUUGACACAGAUGGUUCUGGAUAUAUUGAUGUCAAAGAGCUCAAGGUAGCGAUGAGGGCUCUGGGGUUUGAACCAAAGAAAGAGGAGAUCAAGAAGAUGAUUGGUGAAGUGGAUAAGGAUGGCACGGGGAAGAUCUCCUUUGCAGACUUCCUUGCUGUCAUGACACAAAAAAUGGCAGAGAAAGACUCCAAAGAGGAGAUCCUGAAAGCUUUCCGUCUGUUUGAUGACGACGAGACAGGCAAGAUCUCCUUCAAGAAUCUGAAGAGAGUAGCCAAAGAGCUCGGAGAGAACCUGACAGAUGAGGAGCUGCAGGAAAUGAUCGAUGAAGCAGACAGGGAUGGAGAUGGAGAAGUCAACCAGCAGGAGUUCCUGCGCAUUAUGAAGAAAACCUGCCUGUACUGAAGGAAGAGCGGGACAGGAGGGUUGGUGAUACAGUGUCGAGAGGACCAGUGGUGGUUUGACAUGUAAUGCUGCUCAUAUAUCUAGCUGUAUCUCACAGUUUCCCUUUCCUUAUUACUAUGUCGUGCCAUACAUUCUCACUUAAAAAAAAAAAGUUUGACUGAUACUUACUUACAUGUACAACUUUUGAGCUAUCUUCCACUGAUUUACAUGGUAAUCUACAUUACAUUUGCCAAAAACUUUUAAGAGAAAGCUCUUUCUUGCUUGAAAUGCUGCAUACUUUUAAGACUACAUUGAUAAUAUUAAUGAUAAUAUGCAGGUUACUUCUUGUCAUUGAAACUCUCAGUGCCUGCCUCAAUGCGGUGGCAAACACAGUACAUUCCGAUGAUUUGACUGACGGCACAGCAUGUUUCAUCCAUCUGUAGGAUGCUUGAUUUAUGCUGGCGACUCCCGUGUUUCAUGUCUUUUGUUUUGUAAUGUGAGCAGCUGGUUAACCGCUGAUGACUGGGGAGUGCUGUCUCACCUCAGUGCUACCUGUGGAUUUGUGCCUGUGCCUCUUAAAGGGGUGAUCAUCGCAAUCAGGGAAGCUGCCCAACCUCUCUGACCUGCACUCCUUCCCCACAAGUCUCAUUAUCUUAAAAAUAUAGGUUGAUUGUUGAUGUAUUUUUCUUGUAGCAUUGAGUAUUUAUCCUUCUGUUGUGUAUAUUGACUCUGUAUUCUUGGACGUUUUGUAUGACAUAUAGUGAAUUAAUAAGUAGAUAUACAACAUAUUAGUGUUUAAGAUGCUAAUUAAA
Messenger RNA from Toxotes jaculatrix (banded archerfish), 1588 nucleotides. RefSeq names its product centrin, EF-hand protein, 2 (gene cetn2). Bases 273 to 797 code for a protein of 174 amino acids. Gene Ontology annotation, cellular component: centriole; centrosome. The record is from RefSeq and is a predicted model, not a curated record. Gene Ontology annotation, molecular function: calcium ion binding. Gene Ontology annotation, biological process: mitotic cell cycle; centriole replication; nucleotide-excision repair. NCBI's taxonomy places the organism in Eukaryota, Metazoa, Chordata, Actinopteri, Toxotidae. The transcript has 5 exons.